GGUGCCCCACCAAAACUAUAAAGCCCAGGAUUCCAUGGCAUUGAGCUGUGCCAGUUAAAAAGGUGUCAGACUGCAUUAAUUCUAAAGUGUAAAUGUAUUUCCAAGGGUGGAGGGAGAGAUGGAAGGGGGCAAGUCUGAAAUUUAUAUGUCACCAAUUGCCUACCCCUGAUGCUAGUCAAGGGUCUGAAAUUAAAGAUAAAAUUAACUAUCAUCAUCAUAAUUCUCUUGCUUCAGGAAUAAACAGCCAUGGCGACAGAUGUUCCAAUCCAAGCUCUCUGCACAGAAAUUACUUGCCCCAUUUGCCUGGACUACCUCAGUGUUCCCAUGACUACUGCCUGUGGGCAUAACUACUGCCAAGCCUGUCUCUUGAAAUACUGGACCGAGUCUAGAGGACCAUUUCCAUGCCCUCAGUGCAGACAAAUAAUCCUGCAGGACACGUUCAGGGUGAACCGACAUCUGGCUCGUAUGGUGGAGCACAUUAAGGACCUUCGGGAGAAGCAAAAGGCCAAAAGGAAGAAGGGAGAAUGCGAGAAGCACGAGGAGCCUUUCAAGCUUUUCUGCAAGGAUGACGAAGCCCCCAUCUGUGUGGUGUGCGACAGGUCCGUGGAGCACCGACAUCACAAUGUGGUCCCUGUACAUGAAGUUUCUGAAGGGUACAAGGAAAAGCUCAAAGAAUAUGUGAAUUCUUUGAAAAAUUAUCGAGAGGAGUUUUCCUCCCUGAAAGAAACAAAAGAGAGAAGAAUGCAGAGCUUUCUGCAUCAGUUACAAACAGAGAAGCAGAAGAUCACCUCUGCCUUUGAGAGAAAGCAGAAGUUACUUGAAGAAAGGAAGUGUUUUUGGCUGGGUAAACUACAAGAUCUGGAGAAAGCAAUGAAGGAGGAGGAGAAAGGAGGCCUCGACAAACUUUGUGCAGAGAUUUCUGAACUGAGUCAACUGAUCAGAGAGAUGGAGGAAAAGUGCCUGCAGCCACCGAAUGAGCUCCUUCAGGACAUCAAAAACACCUUAUGCAGCUAUGAGAAAGAUUCAGGAAACCAAUAUGUGGACCUUUCACCCAAGUGGGAAGAAAAACUCCGAAUGUACUCCCAGAAGAACUCUGAUCUAAGAAAAGCUGUGGAGAGCCGCAAAGAGUCCCUGGAGCAUGCACUGGACAAAGUCAAUCUGGAUCAAGCUUUGGACAUAGAUACACUGAAGAAAACAAUGAACAAAGUGAGUGUGACACUGGACCCCAGCACAGCACAUCCUGAAAUGUUGGUGUCAAAGGAUCUGAAGGCUGUGAGAUACAUUCCAAAAUCCCAGGAACUAGCCUCAAACCUGCAAGGAUUUAACUGGGAGCAAUGUGUGCUGGGCUGUGAAAGAUUCCUUUCCGGAAGACAUUGGUGGGAGGUUGAGAUGAAUAUGGAGGAGAAGAAGGCACCCGAGGGACAUCUGCUUGAGAAUCCAGCAUGGGUCAUUGGAGUUGCAAUAGACUUUGUCAAGAGGAAAGGGCCUGUUGACUUUAACCCUAGUGACGGGAUCUGGGCUGUAGGGGAAUCUGUUGGUGAUUUAUCCUCACCUGGUCAAGUCACUGCUUUUACUUCUCCAAAGCCCACCCCUCUGAUCUUGAGACAAAAGCCCAAGAAGAUCUGGGUGGCCCUGGAUUGUGAAGAAGGCUGGGUGGACUUCUUUGAUGCAGAUACCAAUGAAUUUAUCUAUACUUUCUACUUGGGAACAUUAACUGGGGAGACAAUCCGACCUUUUUUCUGCACAAACGUUGCACUGUCCAUCUGAUGUGUUAACUACUGAGAAGGCCUUCCAACUCUGUCCCAAUGCCUUGAAAGGAGGUGACUUUCUACAGUAGUGUUUCUCAAACUCUUCUCCUCCAGGUUUUUGGACUUCAGUUCCCAGAAAUUCCAGCCAGUUUACCAACUGUUAGGAAUUGUUGGAAGUGAAGUCCAAAACAUCUGUAGGAGCAGAGUGAGAAACACUACAGUGGCAUCCAAUAUUGGACCUCCAAAUGUUUUGGACUCCAUUCCCAG
Molecule: messenger RNA, 2015 nt
Organism: Anolis carolinensis (green anole)
Lineage: Eukaryota; Metazoa; Chordata; Lepidosauria; Squamata; Anolidae
Product: zinc finger protein RFP
Exons: 8
Coding region: 247-1767 (506 amino acids)
Biological process (GO): innate immune response; protein ubiquitination; regulation of gene expression
Cellular component (GO): cytoplasm
Molecular function (GO): protein binding; zinc ion binding; ubiquitin protein ligase activity
Source: RefSeq, a predicted model, not a curated record